GGAAGGCGGGAUCUGAAAGACGGAGGGGGAGGAGAAAUGGGAAAGAGAAAGAGGAGUGUUCAGGGAAAUGAAUUAAAGAGAGAGAGCGGGACUGCGUGUGUGUGUGUGUGUUGGCGUGUGUGUGUGAAGCAUACUCGCUCAGUAAUGCACUGUGAACAGGGACGAAUGAGACGCCGAGUCACACACACACUCACUCACCCCUUCACAUGCCUCUGUCACACACCUUCACCUUGUGCCACCGCUCCAUCUACACGUGCGCAUUCAGAGAGGUUGCCCCCCGAUCACUGACUCCUCUCCACACAUUCAUGGACACCCCUGCGCCCCGACCGGACCGGACCACUGUCCCCCUCCAGCGGAGACACGCGCAUGAGACGCGCAAGUGAUCAGAGGGGUGAUGCCAGGGGAGCUAGAGAGAGAGCCUGGAAUCAAGGCACGCUCCAUUCAUCAAGGACCGCGUCCCUUGACAAGCUUGCAGACCUGAUAACACGGGCCGGACGGGAGUGCUUCUUCUGACUCGUCUUGCUCCGACGCGGUCACGGAUGGAGAAAUUUCACUGGUGAAGGACAGAAGGUGAAGGGGCUGAAAUCUGGACUGAUUUGUGUUUGGGCUCAUGAUGUGGCGGAUGGUUCGGUGUCCUUUUGGACUUGGUUGAGCUGAACUUGGCCGGAGCCGGGAAUGCUCUCGGGGGAAUUGGAAAUGGCUCGUCCCAGCAGAAGAUCGGUGACUUCAAACCAAAAAAAUCAUCUAUUUCUUCACCUUCUUCACCUGCUUUCAUCGAAUCUCUACGGGAUUUUGAAGUAGCCACCCUUGUUUUCACAUCUUCCUCCUUAUUUCUUUGGACCGUCCUGAAUCGGAACCACCCCAACGUCUUCGUCCAAUCUGCAGCUUUCCCCUCAGCGGUGCUUCAACGUGCUGGGUGAGCGGGCGGUGGGGGUCGCCCGAGGAACCCCUGGACCCCUGGGCGCCACCGAGCCGCCAAAGGCCGGCGAAGAGGGGUAAGGCUCGGCACUGGGAAGAUGGCCGCUCUCGCCAGCUCCCUCAUUCGCCAGCGAAGGGAGGUCAAGGACCCCCAAGCAAACCGGCAGAUUGCCAGCAAGCGCAAGCCGUGCCCAAAGAGCAACAAGUCGCUCUGCCAGAAACAAAUCCUCAUAUUGAUAUCGAAAGUUCGACUAUGUGGCAGUCGAGGGAGAAAAAUGGAAAAAAGACCGGAGCCCCAGCUGAAGGGCAUCGUCACACGACUCUACUGCAGACACGGAUUCUACCUCCAGAUGCUGCCGGAUGGCACCAUGGAAGGCACAAAGGACGAAAGCAGCUCCUUUUUGCAGUUCAACUUGAUUCCUGUGGGACUCAGGAUAGUGGCCAUCCAGAGCACCAAGACGGGGCUCUACGUCGCCAUGAACAGCGAGGGCUACCUCUACACAUCGGAACACUUCACGCCGGAGUGCAAGUUUAAGGAGUGCGUCUUCGAGAACUACUACGUCACAUACUCGUCCAUCCUGUACCGGCAGACCCAGUCGGGGCGAGCCUGGUACAUCGGCAUCAACCGGGACGGUCAGGUCAUGAAGGGAAACCGUGUCAAGAAGACUAAGGGUGCUGCUCACUUCCUGCCCAAACUCAUCGAAGUGGCGAUGUACAGGGAGCCGUCCUUACACGACGUCGCCGAACAGAGUCCGCCCAGAAAAACGCCGAAGACCUCCAGUGACUCACCCGUGCUUAACAACGGCAAGAAAGAAGCUCAGUCCAAAACCAAAACCUCCUCCUCCUAGCACCGAGAGACGCGGCGCAGAGGACAGGCUGGACGACGCCGGGCGGCGCUCACCAGCGGACAGCAAACCUUGACUCGGGAUGUGGACCUGAAACGUCCGGGUGUUCAAAGGUCCAUGCAGGGGGAUGCUGGGAAAGGGGAAGACCCCUUUUGUCUUCUACCACACCAGCCCUCCACCUUCUUGCCCUCAACGGUCAUCUGAACCUGGGGUGUAAUAGCAAUAACUCAGUGUAGAGCUGAACAGUGGCCUAGUGUUUUAAAGCAUGUCACCACAGCCUGUCUCACCAGCUGGAAGGACGCCCUCCAGCCGUCACGCCAGCGAGAAACCCUCCGGUCAACCAAAUAUCCCAGCAAGGUCUUCCUGGUUCCACCGCGACGGGUGCAACGAGAAAAUCUGUCCCCCCGCAGCACAUUCUUCACAAAUGGGUUUUUAUCUCCCUGCAGGGUUUUCUGCUAAUGUUAGCUUGACACAAAGCCAUGUUAAUGUGAGGCUGUCACACUGUUUCAGUUCUGCGGCCAUCUGCUGCGUCCACAUCUUCUGUUUGCGUCAGCAACUUUCAAAGAUGGCCUGAAGUCUCGUCAGGCGAGUGUGUGUGAAUGUCUGUGAGGGGGCGUGUGUGUGUGUGUGUGUGUAUGUAUAUAUCGCAGUGUUUUCUGUUCUUUUUCACUCACCUUUGGCACAAUUUGAUUAGUUUGUGACAUGGACUCAAUUUUCCACUCUGCGGCACAAUAAAACUCCCUCCCGUCCCUCUGGCUCUGCUAAUGGAGUCAGAGGCUGAUCAGAAUCUUUCGACCCUUAAACAAGCAGCCAAUCACUCCCUCGACACACUCCGUAACCACACACACACACACACACACACUCAUAUGUAUUCUGUUGUACUUACAGAUGAAAAUGAUCUCAUGACCAUUACGAUGACAUGCAUUCACUCAGUGGCAGCAGGUGUGAGGUGAUGGAAGACAUAAUGAGUCGUAAUGGAGCCGUUGUGAUUGCAUUGCAAUGGCGUUUCUUUUGCACAAACCCUCCAGGGCAACAUAGCAUCUGCAUGUCAUUGCUGCCAAACUAAAUAUGCUGAUUUUUUAUUUUUUUACGAAUCUAAACUGCGCUACAAACGCGUGUUGAGCUGCAUAUGCAGAUUAUCGAACACACUGUCAAAAGGUCAAGCAUUUUGUUGACCAUGCUCACGUUACUGAGCAUGUUGGAGUCGGUUCAACUCCAGUUUUAUGGAUAUUUAAGCCCCACAUCGGUCAGUUAGCGUCCAUGAGAACGAGAUGCUGAUGUUUGAUUAUGUUGGUGAUGAGAAAAAUGGCAAUUCAUGCAGCUAUGCAGACGGUUUCUUUUUAUUGAAUAGUUUAAGUUUAAGACAGAAACAUCAAGCGUAAAUAAUUUGAU
Molecule: messenger RNA, 3155 nt
Organism: Xiphophorus hellerii (green swordtail)
Lineage: Eukaryota; Metazoa; Chordata; Actinopteri; Cyprinodontiformes; Poeciliidae
Gene: fgf11a
Product: fibroblast growth factor 11a
Exons: 6
Coding region: 1017-1766 (249 amino acids)
Molecular function (GO): growth factor activity
Source: RefSeq, a predicted model, not a curated record